CCCGUAACACGCCUGUAACAAGGCGAUACAACAAAUAAUAGCAUAUGCAUUGCUUCAAACGUUGGAGCGGUUCGGCAGUGGUGGUACUUCGUGAAACCUGAACACAUAGAGGAAAGAUGUCCCACCAAACAGGGAUUGUAGCCAACCAGGAGUUGAUGACAUUUUUUGGCAGCUGCAGAAAUGGAAGUGUCAGGGCCAUCAAAAUAUCCAUUGAAGAUGAGCAGUUAAGCCUCCACACCCAUGUUCCUGCUGAGUCUACCUGGGAAACUGACUGGGACAGCACAGUUCCAGAUCUCACAGAUGACAAGCAGCCGACAUACAUCCUGUAUAGGCUAGACUCCAAGAAUUCAAUGGGCUUUGAGUGGCUGCUGAUCACAUGGUCACCGGAUGACUCGCCAGUCAGGCAGAAGAUGCUGUAUGCCUCUACAAAGGCCACACUCAAGAAGGAAUUUGGUGGGGCCCAGAUCAAGGAUGAAGUCUUUGGCACAACAAAGGAGGACGUGACGCUGACCGGCUACCGGCGCCAUCUGCGUGCCCAGAAGGCGCCCGCCCCUCGCUCCAUGGCCGAGGAGGAGAGGGAUGAGAUCAAGAGGGCAGAGGUGGGGGUGGACGUGUCGGUGGACACCAAGCAGCAGACGAUGGGCAGCGUGUCCUUCCCGAUCAGCCGCGAGGCGCUGGACGAGGUGGCCGGUCUGUCCCAGGGCAGGGUGAACUACGUACAGCUGAGCAUAGACUUGGACAAGGAGACCAUUAACCUGGCGGCGGCCGACACCACGCCGGCGGCGGCGCUCGCACGGCACGUGCCCACCGACCACGCGCGCUAUCACCUGUACGUGUUCAGCCACCAGUACGAGGGUGACCAGUUCCACAGUCUCGUGUUCAUCUACUCCAUGCCCGGCUACAACUGCUCCAUCCGGGAGCGCAUGCUGUACUCCAGCUGCAAGUCCUCAGUCAUCGACGUCAUAGAGAACCAGUGCCAGCUGAGCAUCACCAAAAAGAUCGAGGUGGAUGACCCCAGCGAGCUGACCGAGCAGUUCCUGAUGGACGAGAUCCACCCCAAAAAGAUGCUGCAUCGGCCCAAGUUCGCCAAGCCCAAGGGCCCGGCCAGCCGCGGCGCCAAGCGGCUGACCAAGCCCGGUCCGGCCGACUCGUAGCCGCCUGACGGCCAGGCCCGUCAGCGUCAGGUGCGUGCCGUCCGGCGGGCGCCGGGUGAGGCCGCCUCCGCCGACGGCGGCCGCAGCGCAUUGUUUUGUAUUUGUACGGCGGCGGGCGCCGGAGGCUGCGCGCGCUCGCAUUAUGUCGGUCCGCUUCAAGCGUGACUUCCAUGUACGGUCGAUGCGUGCGACGCACGCCGCUGG
Messenger RNA from Pollicipes pollicipes, 1358 nucleotides. RefSeq names its product twinfilin-1. Gene Ontology annotation, cellular component: actin filament; cytoplasm; myofibril. Gene Ontology annotation, biological process: regulation of lamellipodium assembly; barbed-end actin filament capping; positive regulation of neuron projection development. The record is from RefSeq and is a predicted model, not a curated record. The coding region runs from base 117 to 1154 and encodes 345 amino acids. NCBI's taxonomy places the organism in Eukaryota, Metazoa, Arthropoda, Thecostraca, Pollicipedomorpha, Pollicipedidae. Gene Ontology annotation, molecular function: actin monomer binding; actin filament binding. The transcript has 9 exons.